AUGAAUGCUUGCUUGCUCUUCCUCGCUACCACUGUUUCCCUCCAUGUCCUGAGUAUUCUAAAAGUAACAGGAAAUGAUCGUUAUCAUCAACCUGGCGAUGUCACCCUCGGUGGUCUCUUUCUGCUACAUUACACAACUGAAGACGGUCAGUGUGGCAAAUUCUUCCCAAUCGGGCUUGGACACGUAGAGGCAAUGAUAUUUGCCAUCCACAAAAUAAACAGUGAUCCAUUCCUGCUUCCAAACAUUACGUUAGGGUUUGAAAUACGGGACUAUUGCGAGAGUGCUGCAAAGGCAAUGGAACACACCUAUGACUUUGUGCGACUAAACGAAAUCUUAACAGAAGCCCAAAACGCCAGCUGUAAACAUACAAACAAGAAGAACAUAACGCAAAGCGAGGAAAAGCCAAUAACAGCAGUCGUUGGCCCGACGGAUUCUGGGAGUGCUGUUCUCGUGGCAAGCCUGCUGCGAGUGGGUGGAGUUCCAGUCAUUAGUCACUCGGCAACAAGCAACGAGUUAAGCUCACCGCUGUACCGUCACUUCUUUCGCACUGCCCCCCCCGACGGACAACAGGCAAGUGCAAUGGCUGACCUCAUAGAACACUUUAACUGGAGCUAUGUAGCUGCUGUGGCAAUGGACGAUUCUUACGGCCGAAAUGGAGUAUGGAAGCUGGAGUCUGAAGCCGACUAUAGAAAGACGUUCUGCUUGUCUUUUGCCGAAUACAUACCCCGCCAAGAGUACAUUGCCAAGCUAAAAAGGGGCGUCAGCAAGCUCAAAAGCCAUCCCAAUAUUCGCGUUGUGGUUUUAUGGCUAUUUGGCGGCUACGGACGGAGAUUUCUCAAAGAAGCUGUACAACAGAACUUGGUCGAUCGUACCUGGAUCCUAAGCGACGCUUUAGCAACAGAAGACGAUGUAUUUGUCGGGUUAAAAAGAACGGAUCAAAAAAUUCUCCACGGCUCACUCGGACUACAACCUAGAAUGUUAGACAACAAAGAUUUCGAAAAGUUUCUAGUCAACGAAUCCCUUAGAUUACUAAAUGUUAAACAAGUUCCUUGGUGGCAAGAAUUUUGGAAGAGCGAGGAUAGUAGACACUGCUCUUCCCUAACGGUUCUCAGUGAACAAAAAUAUUGUAUACAAAUAGUGCUUCGCACAAUAUACGACACUUAUAUUCCUUAUGUUGUGGAUGCUGUUUAUGCAAUUGCUCAUGCUCUUCAUGAACUGAUCAACAAUUGUUCAAGACUGGGCUGUGAAAAGUCUACAAAAACAGGAAGCGGUGUGUUCCCUUUUCUGAGCUCGAGAUAUGUCGAGGAUUUUCUUCGCAAUGUUAACUUUACGGGAAUGACUGGACAGGUCCGUUUUGAUAAGUUCGGAGAUCCUUUGGGGUCUUCUUAUGACAUUGUCCAUUUCAAAACGAAUGACACAUCAAAUAGCCAGGAUCCAGUAAAACUGGUUAUCGGUUCAUGGGAAAAAAAUCGCAAGAACAAACUUCAGCUAAAUUCCAACAACAUCAGGUGGAAUACAAUCAGCAGCCAAGGGUUUGUUCCGAAGUCUUUCUGUCACGAGGAUUGUCCUACGGGCACGUUUACGUCAGUCACUACCCCAUGCUGCUGGAAGUGUCUCAGAUGCCCUACUGGAACUAUUAGUAGUCAGAUAAAUGAUAUGAACUGUACGGAAUGUCCUCAAGGACAAACGCCUAAUGAAAGUCGGUCAGAAUGCUUGGAUCUUCCAGAAAUUGAGAUAAAAUGGUCAAGUCUCGCAUCUGUCCUGGUAAUACUGUUUGCGGUAAUUGGAUUCCUACUCGUUGCCAUUUGCAGUUUCAUCCUUUAUAAACACAGAAUGACACCACUGGUAAAAGCUUCAAACCGUGAACUAAGUGCAAUUCUUAUGUUCACCAUCACGACGUCUUUUUCUGUGUCCAUUUUAUCUCUCGCUAAGCCGACCGACUUUAUAUGCACUUUGGUGAAUUGUGUAAGAUCCAUGGUUCUUGUGACUUUUAUCUCCGUAUUGGUAAUUAAAACAAUGAAGAUACUAAGUGCUUUCCAAAUAAACGUCAUCGCAAAGAGGUUCAAAGAGUUUAUUUUAUCUACGAAGAGCCAAUCACUUCUUGUUCUGCUAUUUAUUUUACCUCAAGUUAUUUUCUUAACCUUAUGGGUUGCCUUAGAUUCACCGCAUCAACGAAGAAUCUUACCGCCAGUUGAAGGUAUGAUCCUUCUCUCUUGUUCGUUACACCAAUCAUCGACUGGCUUGGCAAUGCAAAUCGUUAUAUCGGUCUAUAUUUCGAUUCUCGCUGUUGUUUGUACAUUUUACGCUUUUAAAGCAAGAUCACUGCCUGAAAACUUUAACGAGGCAAGAUAUAUUGGAUUUGCCAUGUACAUUUUGCUGCUGUCGUCUGUGGGGUAUCUACCCAUUAACAUCGGUCUUUAUGGCUCGUACGCAACAAACUUGAAAUGCGCGAUGACGCUUCUUAGUUGCUAUGGUAUAUUAACCUGCAUGUUCUUCCCGAAGAUUUACGUGAUCAUACUUAAACCUGAACAAAACACUCAUCAAGCAGUAAGUUCACAAGUGUCAGAAUUCUCUUUUAACAAUUUCUUUAGAGGAAAAGUUACAACUGUUUCUCCACAAAAACCCGACCUUGUAAGUCAUCAAAAACAGUCGCAUUUAGAGUUUGCUUCUGUUAGUAGCUUGACAGAUUAG
Messenger RNA from Stylophora pistillata, 2691 nucleotides. Its product is annotated as metabotropic glutamate receptor 3-like. Lineage: Eukaryota; Metazoa; Cnidaria; Anthozoa; Scleractinia; Pocilloporidae. The record is from RefSeq and is a predicted model, not a curated record. Gene Ontology annotation, molecular function: G protein-coupled receptor activity. Gene Ontology annotation, biological process: G protein-coupled receptor signaling pathway. Gene Ontology annotation, cellular component: membrane.